GCCCGCCCUUCCGCUUCCCGCCCGUCCGCCGCCGCCGCGCGUCUCUGAGGGAAGGAGAGCUGCAGGGCUCGCCAGCCGCCCGCCAGGAUGUCGUACAUGCUCCCGCACUUACACAAUGGAUGGCAGGUGGACCAGGCCAUCCUGUCGGAGGAGGACCGGGUCGUGGUCAUCCGCUUCGGGCACGACUGGGACCCGACGUGCAUGAAGAUGGAUGAGGUCCUGUACAGCAUCGCCGAGAAGGUUAAAAACUUUGCUGUUAUUUAUCUUGUGGACAUCACUGAAGUACCAGACUUCAACAAGAUGUACGAGUUGUACGAUCCCUGUACCGUCAUGUUUUUCUUCAGGAACAAACACAUCAUGAUUGAUUUAGGUACAGGUAAUAACAACAAGAUCAACUGGGCAAUGGAAGAUAAACAGGAGAUGAUUGACAUUAUAGAAACUGUUUAUAGAGGAGCCCGCAAAGGUCGAGGUUUGGUGGUAUCACCGAAAGAUUAUUCCACUAAAUACAGAUACUGAUGUUUCUUUGGGCUGCCUUUUUUCCUAACCCUGUGUUCACUUAAAUUUAUUUCUGUGUGUGUACAUAUAUGUAUAUUAAAAGAAAAAAAAAAAAAAAACAACCUAUAAAUCCUUGAAUUUUGAGCCUAUUUUGAAUUAUUUAAAAUAUUUGAAUUCCAUUUGAAAAGUAGAAGACUCAAAGCCCGGAACUGUCUUGUACUAUUUUAUCUGAAUUUUGAUGUUUUGUUUUUUACAGACUUUAUCCUUUGUUGUCCUUUUGGUAUUAUGUAUUUUUGUACACAGCCUGUUUGCAGAAAAACAUUUCAACUGGUUUGGUUUGCUUUUGUUACACAAAUAUGUGGGAAAACUAUACUAUAGCGUUUUUAAAAGAAUAAAGUGAGUUCCACUUAUUCACCUUAAUUUUUUUCAUCUAAUUAAAUUUCAGUAUGAAAACAGGUGUAAUUGCAUUCAAAUCCAUAAUGUUGAAG
Messenger RNA from Malurus melanocephalus (red-backed fairy wren), 983 nucleotides. It is a transcript of the gene TXNL4A, whose product is annotated as thioredoxin like 4A. Gene Ontology annotation, biological process: mRNA splicing, via spliceosome. NCBI's taxonomy places the organism in Eukaryota, Metazoa, Chordata, Aves, Passeriformes, Maluridae. Gene Ontology annotation, cellular component: U4/U6 x U5 tri-snRNP complex; U5 snRNP; spliceosomal complex. The transcript has 4 exons. The record is from RefSeq and is a predicted model, not a curated record. The coding region runs from base 88 to 516 and encodes 142 amino acids.